GCCACAGAGCAAGGAGCGAGAGAAAAUGUUAACCGGAGCCUAUAAUUAAUUUACUGUUUUAUGUUUCUGUUACAUACAAAUACAAACAACUCUACAUGCAGCCCGUAUGGAAGAUGAUUUUUGUUUCCAGACACGAGGAGAGGCUCACCUAAAGAUUAAAUACAGAUUGCACCAAACCGGUUCAAGUUUUAUCUGCGUGGAGUAAAAUUACUCCCCUGACCAGUGUGGACCAAUGAUGGCUCUAAUGGUUCACCUGAAGACGGUCGCUCACCUUCGGGGGAAAGGUGACCGGAUCGCCAAAGUUACAUUCAGAGGUCUGUCCUUCUACAGCCGAGUGGCAGAGAACUGCGAGGAGGCAGCCCACUUUAAUGAGACAUUUCGGUGGCCCAUUGCCAGCAGGCUGGAUGGAAACGAGACGUUGGAGAUCCAAGUGUACAAUUACAGCAAAGUCUUUUCCAACAGACUGGUGGGGACUUUCAGCAUGGUACUUCAGAAGGUGGCUGAAGAAGGACACCUAGAGCUCACCGAUACACUCAUCGAUGAUAACAACACAUCCAUAAAGACCAGCGUUACUAUAGAGAUCAGAUACCACUCAAUGGAUGGGACAGUGGGAGUGUGGAGCGAUGGGGAGUUCCUGGAUGUUCCUGAUGACCGUGACGGGAUGUUUGCCUUUGAAACAGACAGCUUGCUGUCAGGACAAAGCCAUGGGUCAGGGACGUCUCCGGGACGAUCCUUACAGGGAUCCAUACCGACCUUCAGGAAAGCAGGGAAGGGAGUUUUCUCAGCCAUGAAGCUUGGCAAGAUCAAGAGCUACAGAGACGAUCACAAGAAAGGAGAUGAGCCGGCGGUCCUGGAUAUGGAAGACCUGGACAGGAAGGCGAUGCGUCUCGCAGGAUCACUGGACCCAGACACCAUCUCUCUGGCCUCUGUCACCGCCGUCACCACCAACGUCUCCAAUAAGAGGUCAAAGCCAGAUAUCAAGAUGGAACCAAGCUCUGGACGACCAGUGGAUUAUCAGAUCAGCAUCACAGUGGUCGAGGCCCGGCAGCUGAUAGGCCUCAACAUGGACCCCGUGGUGUGUGUGGAGAUCGGAGAUGAGAAGAAGUACACAUCUAUGAAGGAGUCCACCAACUGCCCGUAUUACAAUGAGUAUUUCGUCUUUGACUUCCAUGUCCCUCCUGAUGUUAUGUUUGACAAGAUCAUCAAGCUCUCAGUCAUUCACUCUAAAAAUCUUCUUCGGAGUGGGACCUUGGUGGGAACCUUCAAGAUGGAUGUUGGGACUGUUUACUCUCAGCCUGAACAUCAGUUUUACCACAAGUGGGCCAUCCUGUCUGAUCCUGAUGACAUAACGGCGGGGUGUAAAGGAUAUAUAAAGUGUGACAUCGCUGUGGUUGGGAAGGGCGACAACAUCAAGACUCCACACAAGGCCAACGAGACGGAUGAAGACGACAUAGAGGGGAACCUCCUGCUCCCAGAGGGCAUCCCGGCAGAGAGGCAGUGGGCAAGGUUUUAUGUGAAGAUCUACCGCGCCGAGGGACUUCCUAAAAUGAACACCAGCAUCAUGGCUAAUGUGAAGAAGGCCUUCAUCGGAGAGAACAGAGACCUGGUGGACCCCUACGUUCAAGUGCAGUUUGCUGGGCAAAAAGGGAAGACUUCAGUCCAGAAGAGCAGUUAUGAACCAAUUUGGAACGAGCAGGUCAUCUUCACUGAGCUGUUCCCUCCACUCUGCAAACGCAUGAAGGUCCAGAUACGAGACUCGGAUAAGGUCAACGACGUUGCCAUAGGAACCCACUUCAUUGACCUGCGCAAGAUAUCAAAUGAUGGUGACAAAGGGUUCCUGCCCACACUGGGCCCAGCUUGGGCCAACAUGUAUGGUUCCACCCGUCAGUACACUCUGAUGGACGAGCACCAGGACCUGAAUGAGGGUCUUGGAGAAGGCGUGUCCUUCAGAGCCCGUCUCCUGCUCUCCAUCGCUGUGGAGAUCCUGGACACCACUUCACCUGAGAUCAUAAGCUCCACUGAUGUGCAGGUGGAGAGUGUCUCCAACAUCUCAGAAAGUGCCACUGGGAAAAUAGAUGAGUUCUUCCUCUUUGGUUCCUUCCUGGAGGCCACCAUGAUUGACAGGAAGAUUGGCGACAAAGCGAUAAGUUUUGAAAUCACAAUAGGAAACUAUGGCAACCAGAUAGAUGGUGUAAGCAAGCCUUCAUCAGCAAAGAAAAGGAAGAAAGAUGGAGAAAAUGAAGAAGAGGAGAACGAGCUCAUCCAGAACUCCAGUGAGGACGAGGCAGACGAGGAUGGGGACCUGGUCUCCGUCUCCUCCACUCCUAUAAUGAAGCCCGUCAUCACCGACAGGAAUUACUUCCAUCUUCCCUACUUCGAGAAGAAGCCAUGUGUCUACAUCAAAAGCUGGUGGCAGGACCAGAGAAGACGACUUUACAACUCCAACAUGAUGGACAAGAUCGCUGACAAACUGGAAGAGGGUUUAAAUGACGUUCAGGAGAUCAUUAAGACAGAGAAGGCUUUUCCAGAACGCAGACUCAGGGGAGUGUUGGAGGAGCUCAGCGUCGGCUGCAGUCGGUUUGUGACUCUGGCUAACAAGGAUGUGAACCAGGCAGGCCGAACCAAACUGGAUCGAGAACGGCUGAAGUCCUGCAUGAGAGAGAUGGACAGCAUGAGCCAGCAGGCCAAGAUGAUCCGGACUCAGGUGAAGAAAAACACAGUGAAAGAAAAACUCAAGCUGGUGCAGAACUUCCUGCAGAAGCUCCGUUUCCUCGCUGAUGAGCCUCAGCACAGCAUUCCAGAUGUUUUUAUCUGGAUGAUGAGCAACAACAAGCGCAUCGCCUAUGCCCGGAUUCCUUCUAAAGACAUUCUCUACUCCAUAGUUGAUGAGGAAACAGGAAAAGACUGCGGCAAAGUCAAAGCUGUCUUCCUCAAGCUGCCUGGUAAGAAGGGGUUUGGUCAUGCAGGCUGGACAGUUCAGGCUAAGCUGGAGUUGUAUCUGUGGCUUGGCCUCAACAAGCAAAGGAAGGACUUCCUCAAUGGUCUCCCUAAUGGUUUUGAAGAGAUCAAAGCCUCUAAAAUGGGCCCCGGCCUUCAGUCUGUCCCCCCCAUCAGUCUCGUCUACAACAUGAAGCAGGUGUUUCAGCUGAGAGCGCACAUGUACCAGGCCCGCAGUCUGUUUGCUGCUGACAGCAGUGGCCUGUCAGAUCCCUUCGCUCGGGUCUUCUUCUCCACACACAGCCAGGUUACUGAGGUCCUGAGCGAGACUCUUUGCCCUACAUGGGACCAGCUGCUGGUGUUUGACGAUGUGGAGCUCUUUGGGGAGGCCAGUGAGCUGAGGGACGACCCACCAAUCAUUGUGGUUGAAAUCUACGACCAGGACACUGUGGGCAAGGCGGAGUUCAUAGGCCGGACGUUUGCGAAGCCCACCAUCAAGAUGUGUGACGAGCACUACGGCCCCCCGAGGUUCCCACCCCAGCUGGAGUACUACCAGGUUUACAGAGGGAACUGCACUGCCGGGGAGCUGCUGGCUGCCUUUGAGCUGCUGCAGAUACCUUUCGAUGAGGAGUCGAUUAGGCGAGCCUUGAUUGCUGUCCAUAACUUUGCUGUUCCUCAAAUAAAGAUCGGUCAAGGUGGGAGGGCCGAUCUUCCUCCCCUUGAAGGGCCGACAGACUCGGAGCGUGGACCCAUUCUGCCUGUGCCGCUGGGCAUCCGACCCAUCCUGAGUCGCUACCGCAUUGAGGUUUUGUUCUGGGGCUUAAGGGAUCUGAAGAGAAUUAACUUGGCUCAGGUGGAUCGUCCCCGUGUGGACAUAGAGUGUGCAGGGAGAGGUGUGCAGUCUGUCCUCAUCCAGAACUACAAGAAAAACCCCAACUUCAGCACCCUGGUUAAAUGGUUUGAGGUGGACCUUCCAGAGAAUGAGCUUCUCCACCCUCCUCUCAACAUCCGGGUGGUGGACUGCCGGGCAUUUGGCCGAUACAUCCUGGUGGGGUCCCAUGCUGUCACCAGUCUGAGACGUUUCAUCUACAGCACCCCAGACAAAUCCUCCAACAACUGGGCCACUGCAGCUAAGCUAAUGAAUGGCUACAUGGUCCUUGCCAACGGCGGCUCCCAGCCUCGCUCCUCACCCAGCCUUUCCUCUCGCACCCUCUCUCGCCCCGCAGGUGACAUCAUCGUCAACAUGGACACAGAGCCUCUGGUCCGAAAGAUGGACACAGUCGUCAAGUUAGACGCUACGUCUGAUGCUGUUGUAAAAGUUGACAUGACUGAGGAGGAGAUUGACAAAGAGAAAAAGAAGAAGAAGAAGAAAAAGAAGGGAGGGGCAGAGGAAGAGGAUGAGACAGAUGAGAGAGUGCUGGACUGGUGGUCCAAAUAUUUUGCCUCAAUAGAAACGCUGAAGGAGACCCUCAGAGCCCAGGAGGUAGCACAGGCAGAGGCGGAAGAGAGAGAGGACCUGGAGAUAGCUGCAGAGGCAGCAGAUAUCAAACCCAAUGACCUUCUUAUGAAAGGCUCCAAGUCAAGGGAAAAGAGCAAAGAGAAGAAGAGCUCCAAGGACAAGAAGAAGGGUCAGGCUGUGGACGGCUCUGAGAAACGACCGGUGAAAGCAAAAGUGGACGAGCUGUUGGUGUACAACAAGGAGCUGGAGAGUGAGUACGGCAACUUUGAAGACUGGCUCCACACUUUCAACUUAUACAGAGGGAAGGCUGGGGAUGAUGAUGAACAUGCUCUGGAUGACGACAGGAUUGUUGGCAGAUUCAAGGGAUCCUUGUGUAUGUACAAGCUACCGCUGUCUGAGGAGAUCACGAGAGAGGCAGGAUUUGAUCCUAACAUGGGCAUGUUCCAGAGCAUUCCACACAACGAUCCAAUUAAUGUCCUUGUCCGUGUCUAUGUGGUUAGGGCUACAGAUCUUCAUCCUGCAGAUAUCAAUGGGAAGGCCGAUCCAUACAUUAUCAUCAAGCUGGGAAAGUCAGAGGUCAAGGACAAAGAGAACUACAUCUCCAAACAGCUCAAUCCUGUGUUUGGCAAAUCAUUUGAAAUCGAGGCCACUUUCCCCAUGGAGUCCAUGCUGACGGUGUCCGUGUACGACUGGGACCUGGUCGGCACUGAUGACCUGAUUGGAGAGACAAAGAUUGACCUGGAGAAUCGUUUCUACAGCAAAUACAGAGCCACCUGUGGCAUUUCAUCCAGCUACUCUGUCCAUGGAUACAAUAUUUGGCGGGACCCUAUGAAGCCCAGUCAGAUCCUGAUGAAGCUCUGUAAGGAAGGCAAGAUCGAUGGACCCCAUUAUGGGCCGGGAGGCAAAGUCAAGGUGGCAAAUCGAAUCUUCCUGGGGCCUACAGAGAUCGAGGAUGAAAAUGGUCUGAAGAAGCAGACUGAGGAGCAUUUGGCCCUAACAGUGCUGAACCACUGGGAGGAGAUCCCGAGGGUGGGCUGCAAGCUCGUCCCUGAACACGUGGAGACCAGACCACUGCUGAACCCCGACAAGCCCGGCAUCGAACAGGGCCGUAUUGAGAUGUGGGUGGACAUGUUUCCUAUGGACAUGCCUGCUCCUGGACCUGCGAUUGACAUAUCACCACGGAAACCAAAGAGCUUUGAGCUUCGUGUUGUUAUUUGGAACACUGAUGACGUAAUUCUAGAGGACGAUGCUUUCAUGACAGGAGAGAAGAUGUCUGACAUCUAUGUCAGGGGAUGGCUGAAAGGACAGCAGGAGGACAAGCAGGACACAGAUGUGCACUAUCACUCCCUGACUGGUGAGGGCAACUUUAACUGGCGCUUUGUCUUCCCCUUCGAUUACCUCAUGGCUGAGGAGAAGAUCGUCAUCUCUAAGAAAGAGUCCAUGUUCUCCUGGGAUGAGACUGAAUAUAAGAUCCCUCCUCGCCUCACGCUGCAGGUCUGGGACGCCGACCACUUCUCUGCUGAUGACUUUCUGGGUGCGAUUGAGUUGGACCUAAACCGGUUCCCUCGUGGCGCCAAGACCGCCAAGCAGUGUUCCCUUGACAUGAUCCGAAAUGAGCAGGAGCUGCCCACCAUUUCCAUCUUCAAACAAAAAAGGGUCAAGGGCUGGUGGCCGUUUGUAGCCCGAGAUGAGAACGAUGAGAUGGAGCUCACGGGUAAGGUAGAAGCUGAACUUCAUCUGGUGACAGCAGAAGAGGCGGAGAAAAGUCCUGUUGGACUGGGACGAAAUGAGCCGGAUCCACUGGAGAAACCAAAUCGCCCAGACACUACCUUCCUGUGGUUCCUGAGCCCGCUGAAAGCCAUCCGCUACCUGGUGUGCAACCGCUACAAGUGGCUGAUCAUCAAGAUCGUGCUGGCCCUACUGCUGCUCAUCAUGCUGGGCCUCUUCCUCUACAGCAUGCCGGGCUACCUUGUUAAGAAACUGCUGGGGGCCUGAGAAGCUGCUGGGCGGGGGGUGGGGGGGGGGUCAGCCAGAUACAUGCGACGAUGGAUGGAUGGGAGAAUGAGGGGGACACAGAGGGCAGACGCUGGCUUGCAGGCGCAAACCAGAAGGACAGCAUGAGGUGUCUCCCUCAGUCUAACUCACAAGGAAGAGAAGCAGGGGGAGGAGAAGGUGCUGUGGAACUCCUCUCUUAUCCAUUCUGAUCGUCACAAAUAGCUCACCACCUUCCACCUUAGCUCUGACAGACCCACCCCUCAAAAAAGAAAUGAGAAACACUAACUGUCUAAUCAUCUAACAAGUCUAAUACUCCAUCCUUGAACUGAACUAAAAAGCAAUCACUUUCCCACAAAGUAACACCUUUUUCUUUUCAAGCAAUGUUACAUGACAGUGAAUGUUUCUUAAACUGUUUAUACAGCUUAUUAAGCUAAAAUCGGUUGUUGUGUGGUCAGACGAUUGCAUGGAAAUUCAUUUCAAGUGAUGCUAUAAGAUAUUUCAUUACUGCUACAACAAUUGCGGUUGAUUUAUAUAAUAUGGAAGAAAAGGAACAAUAUUUUUGGCAAAACUUUGUUAUCCACCCCCCCCCAAAGUAUUUAGCAUGUCUAAGCACUAUAUAUACAAUUAAUAAAUGAAAGCAGAUAUAAUGACAUUUUAAGUGUUUAUUAAUGUACAGUACUUGUCAGCUAUUCUAACUUCUCCUGUGAAGACUGUGUUUUACUCUGUUUACACAGCCUCCACUUAUGGGUGCCCACAAGAGGAGCUGUAGUUGAGAAAUACAUGAAUAAACACUUAAAUCUGCUUAUAACUAAAUUAUCAUUCAUUCAGUGCUUAUGUACUCCUCAUAAAUGCUGACUAUGUGGGUUAAAGCAAAGUGUUACCAUGUUAUAAAAACUAUUAUAGCUCUUGCUGUCUUUGCACAUUUCAAGAAUAAUAAUGAAGAAACAAAAGAUGUCUAUUUUCUUAAUGAAAUUCAAUGAGACAUAGAACAAGUUGACUUCAGAAUAACUUAAAUAAUGAAUAAGCCUUCUACGGGGGUUUAGUUAAACUGCAACGCUAAAUGUUUAAUCCCUUGGGUCAAAGCUAUCAAGUCAGACUUGAAUCAAACUGUAUUUGCAAGUAAUUAUUAUGACAAACUGUUUUAUCCCUUUUUUUUCUAAUUAAUAUGUAGAUGUAAAAGCGCAGCUCAGCCAAUUCUCUCAGAAUGCUUCGUUAGUAUUCCCAUAUUUGUGCAAGUGUGUAAAUGCUCUUCAGUUCACGGUCCUGGGUCAGAAUCCCUGCUGAAAAAAACCCUCACAGGAGACAAAUAAUUUGCAAAUAUCAUUAGACUAAGUCUAAUUGAAAAGUUACUGUUUUCGACCAAAAAGGAUUCUUUAUGUCAAUAAGCAUGCAUCAUUGUGAUAACUGACCACAGAGGUCAUGUGUUGGCAUGAAUGUCUUUCCGGCUCGACACAAACCACAUCAACAACCCUGUUAUCUUGCACUUAGGUAGAGUAGUAAAAGAGGGUCGGGGUUGAUCUCCUAUAAGGUGGUUGUUUGCAGUGUCCGUUACUCCCCUUCAGAUUUGCCUGUGCGUGACCUCAUCUGUGUUGCAGUCUUUGUGACUAUAUGUUUCACCAAUUACAGUUAUUGUUUGCACUAAAUCUGCCUGUUUUUACAAUGAAUUUGUGUUUGUAUAUCUGUGUAAAUGUGUGCAAUAUUUAUUUUCUGCCUGUUUUUGGCAAUUUGAAAUAAAUUGAAUUCUAUGGACAACAUGUUUGAGAUCACUGAAGCGGCUAUAAUCAACAUUUUGAUAUUCACAAGGGAUCAUGACUAUUUGUAUGUGAAAGGGGUCACUCAGAGUGAUGAACCCACAGAUGGUUACCACCUGAAUCUGCAGUUCCCCUUUAGUUCUACCUACUGUAGCUUUAAAGCAUUCUUUUCAGCUCAUUGUUCAUUUCACUCACAUAGCAUUGUUUUCUGUGUUAACUGAGCAAACAAGCUCUAAAAACCCCACUACACAUUACCUGCUACCUCCCCAGCACCGAGUGGCAGACAAAGUUAGCGACUAGUGUGUGAAUAUAGUGCAGCAUUUAGCAGCUAAAGAGCUCCAUUUGGGCCUAACUAAUUCAUUGCAUAAGGGAUAGUCCCUGAUGGUUCCUAUAAAAUUUUCCCAGAGAGGUGGGUGUGUGCUGCUCUUUAUCAGUCUUUAUCAGUGACCAAAACAUUAGUUGUAGGUCUUGAAGUGACCUUUGGUACUCUUUGCAUGGAAACAAU
Molecule: messenger RNA, 8647 nt
Organism: Micropterus salmoides (largemouth bass)
Lineage: Eukaryota; Metazoa; Chordata; Actinopteri; Centrarchiformes; Centrarchidae
Gene: otofa
Product: otoferlin a
Exons: 47
Coding region: 233-6391 (2052 amino acids)
Biological process (GO): synaptic vesicle priming; plasma membrane organization
Cellular component (GO): synaptic vesicle membrane; presynaptic active zone membrane
Molecular function (GO): calcium ion binding; AP-2 adaptor complex binding
Source: RefSeq, a predicted model, not a curated record